Molecule: messenger RNA, 1154 nt
Organism: Zingiber officinale
Lineage: Eukaryota; Viridiplantae; Streptophyta; Magnoliopsida; Zingiberales; Zingiberaceae
Product: bidirectional sugar transporter SWEET1a-like
Exons: 6
Coding region: 222-950 (242 amino acids)
Biological process (GO): carbohydrate transport
Cellular component (GO): membrane
Molecular function (GO): sugar transmembrane transporter activity
Source: RefSeq, a predicted model, not a curated record
UUAAGGAUCGGAGAAGAUAUUAAUUAAUAUUUACUUGGAGACUACGGAUCGAUCCAGUUGAAAUAUAUAUGGAGGGAGGAGGAACGAUCAAAAUGCAUGGAUGGCAACGGAUAAGAACGAAAUCCAUGCCGUUCUCUUCCUAUAAAUGCAAGCAUCUUUCAUCUUCAUCUCACUCCAAAAGCUACCCACUGCCUUCACUUUCUCUGUAACAGGUGCUAAACAUGGAGGUGUUGCAUUUCUUGUUCGGCAUCUUCGGUAACAUGACUGCCCUCUUCCUGUUCUUGGCCCCGGUUGUCACUUUUCGGAGGAUCAUCAAGAAAAGAUCGACCGAGGAUUUCUCUGGUGUUCCUUACACCAUGACCCUUCUCAAUUGCCUCCUCUCCGCUUGGUACGGGUUGCCGUUCGUGUCGCCGAACAACAUCCUGGUGUCGACGGUGAACGGCGCCGGCGCGGCCGUGGAAGCGAUCUACGUGGUGAUUUUCCUGGUGUUUGCGCCCAAUAAAGGGAAGGCCAAAAUGUUGGGCAUCUUGGCCCUCGUCCUCUCCAUUUUCGCCUCGGUCGCCCUCGUCUCCCUCCUCGCCCUCCACGGCCAGAGCCGGAAGGUCUUCUGCGGCUUCGCCGCCGCCAUCUUCUCCAUCUGCAUGUACGCGUCGCCUCUGUCCAUCAUGAGGUUGGUGAUCAAAACCAAGAGCGUGGAGUACAUGCCUUUCCUUCUCUCCUUGUUUGUGUUCUUGUGCGGCACAUCGUGGUUCGUCUACGGCUUGCUUGGCCGCGAUCCAUUCGUCGCUGUACCAAAUGGCUGUGGGAGCGCGCUGGGGGCCAUGCAGCUGAUACUGUACGCGAUUUAUAGGAACAAGAAAGGCAUCCCCGGCGAUGGUGACGGCGCCGCCGACAAAUGCAACGGGACGACGUCGCCGAUGAAGAUGAACGGGAAGCCAGAGAUGGUGUAAUCGUCACUUAAUUAGCUAGCAGCCCCGGAAUUGAUCUCUCGUAAAAUUAUAGUUGUUUGAUUGUAGUUGAGUCUGUUUAGAUCAAAGUUUAAGCUGCAAGUUGAUUAGUUCUUAGAGACUCUCAAGGCAACUGAGAAAUUUCAAACUUUUAGUGCGUUCAUUUUAAAUAAGUUCUAUAAGACUCUUCGAUUUAAAGCUCAUUAA